Messenger RNA from Piliocolobus tephrosceles (Ugandan red Colobus), 2120 nucleotides. RefSeq names its product translation initiation factor IF-2-like. The record is from RefSeq and is a predicted model, not a curated record. Bases 351 to 1166 code for a protein of 271 amino acids. The transcript is spliced from 2 exons. Lineage: Eukaryota; Metazoa; Chordata; Mammalia; Primates; Cercopithecidae.
CUUAUCCCCCGACCCCCGAAAAGUGGGGUUCUGGUGUGGGGGUCCCUGACCUGUCUCUGAGGAAGUCCUGGCAUACAGGGCCACAAACAGGUCCAGUUGGUGCCGCCAUCUGCCCACUGGGUGGCACCCAACCUGCCGGGCCACCAGGCUGAGCUAAGGCACCGGUGGGAGCAGAAGGCAAUUAGGAAGGCCAGGUGGGCUAUGGAGCCCAGAGGGAGCCGGCAGGCUGUAGGGGGCGCCCGUGGGGUCCAGGCUGCAGGCUCGUCCCCAGGCUCAGGGAAGCUGGCCCCUGGGAGCCAGGUAUCUAGGGGCUGCCCAGCCACCAAGAGGCGGGAGCCUCUCCUGUGGGAAUGGGGAGGGGCCCGGCGGUCCACUCCGGGAGGCUGGGCUCCUUGGACCUCACCGCAAGCACCACCGAUGCCAGAACAAGAAGCGGGGGCGGGUUCCAGUGCUACGGGGUGAUACGCGGGGGGGCGGUCAAUCCUCCCUUUCCGGCCAGGAGCUCUGCAAGGUCCCGUGCCCCCUCCCCUAGUCAGCAAAGCUGUCACUCCCGGCCCACGCUGGGGAGCCAGGAGCGUCUGGAGUUGGGUGAUGGGCUCCAGUGGCUGCGCAGCCCUGGGCCGGCCGGGAGGCUCCUGGCGGUAGUCUCCGCCCGCUCCCGCCCCAGAUCUUUGGAAACAUUCGGGGAGGCCUGGGGGCGGGGGAUGGGAGGAGAGGCUCAGCUCUCGCGGGACCAACCCACCGGCAGCCCCAGCCCCUCUCCUGCGUCUCCCCGUGCGCCCCUCUUGCUGUCUCCCACCGUCUCCAGCCCCGGCCCCCGCAGGGCGCUUUCCGCCGCGCGUGGCUGGGCCGGGGCCGCGUGCACCGCAGCCGAGGCCGCCGGCUCUGAGCGCGUGCGCGCAGGUGGCGGGGGCGUCCCGGUCGCGGCCCCGCGGACUCACCGUUCGGCGGACGCAGGUACCAGCAGCCUCGCCGAGCUCCCCGAACCUCGCGCGCUCCGAACCGCUGCUGGACCGCAGACUCCCAGGCAGCCCGCGCGGCCCCGGGGCGGGGGCAGGGGCGGGGCGCGGGAGGGGCCUCCGGGGGGCGGAGUCGGCGAGCCCGCGGUGGGGGUCCCCUCGCCGCCCAGGCCUGCCCCAGCAACUUGGGACAGAUGGGGAGGCUGAGGACCAGAAGGGGGCUGAGACCACCCGCCAGUUUCCCCAGCGAGGUGGCGCCUGAGCCACGACCAGGCCCGGCCUCCUUCCAUCCGGCCCUGCUGUGCGCGCGGCGGGUGCUGACCUGGCGAGGCCGGACAGGGGACCAGGUCGGGGUGAAGGUCACUGACACCUGGACUUGUGGCCAGUCCUCGUUGUGAUCGGAGUGGGAGGCCCACGGGAGACAUCAACACAGAAGACUCCCAAGACCGCUGGGGCCAAAUGUGGGGGGUGGAAGUCUCCCCGCCACCAAGCCAGCCGUCAGUUCUGCAGCAGACACCAGCUGGGUGUCCUCCAACACCGUACCUGGAGAUAGCGUCAGAUCCCACAGGGUGAGCGCUCAGCCCCAAGACGACUACACACACACACACACACACACACACACACACACACCAGCUGCGAGGGCCGGCCUCUGGAACUUCUUGCUGACUGGCCUGAUGUUGAGGUUCCCACUGUCAGAGGAACCCCUGCUCACCAGGCCUCUGGUUUAGUGAAACGUGACCAGAGUGACUCCAUCUUGAAGUAAGUAGGAGGCACUCACAAGGCACCUAUAAGGUGAAUGCUUAUGGUCUAAAAAUAGCCACCUCUCAAGCUGGCCACCAAUUAUAAUUACAGAAUAUUUAUGGCCAUGUGGGGCAUCUCCCAGCAAGCCCGCAGACUGUCCAGAUAACCCGAGAGUACAGGCACUUGACUCAGAGAUAAUGUCAAUGAGCAGCCUGAGGUUGGAGGGUGAAUGGUCACUGAUGGCACCUACAGCCCCUGUCUUUAGUGAGCGCGUCUGCACAUUCCAGGAGUAAUUGCAGCUCCUUACAGUUUCUUGUAAGCAGAGGCACUCACAGAGGACCCGCCCUCCUUCUCCUGCUUUCUGAGCACGCCCCACUCUAGAACGGAGUCAUUUCAAAUAAACCUGCAUCUCUCACUGUG